AUGUCAGCCACCACCAUCCAGAGCCUCAAGGUUCUUGUAGAGAGCAUCAUUCUCGACCCAAAAUACCAUGACAUCCUCACAGUUGUCAAGGGCGCACGCAAUGGCGCUGUCUACGGCGCAAAAGUCCGCUUUCCACAUGCCUUGGUGAUGAUAAUGCUCUUUCGCUCCGGAACAUUCCGUGAGAAAGUACGACUCAUUUUCAAUGCUACAAAAACACACGCCCUGAAUUUGGCAAAGUUUGCGACGAUAUACAAGUCAACAUGCUUGCUUCUGAAGCUGUACGGGGCUACGCCGGGCAAAGAAGGCCCUUAUGACAGCUUUAUUGCCGGUCUUCUAGGCGGCUACGUUGUGUUCGGCCAGCGAUCGAAGCGCGGCAAGAUCUCGAGCGUCAGCCAGCAAAUCGUCAUCUACAUCUUUGCGCGCGUCGCGCUGGCGCUGGCGCGUCUGGCAGUCAAGCCCGGCUAUGGUCUUCCGGGGGUGUCAGAACCGAAGCAGAGUGCGACGAUCAGUCACUAUGCCUGGCCAGUCUUUGCCAGCAUGUCAUGGGCAGCCGUGAUGCAUCUCUUCAGAUGGCAUGCCGCCGAGCUGCAGCCUAGCUUGCGCAGCAGCAUGGUUUACAUCUACCAGAAUUCUGACGACUGGGACGGGCUACGGAACUUUAUAUGGCACAACAAAUGA
Molecule: messenger RNA, 678 nt
Organism: Podospora anserina S mat+
Lineage: Eukaryota; Fungi; Ascomycota; Sordariomycetes; Sordariales; Podosporaceae
Exons: 5
Coding region: 1-678 (225 amino acids)
Cellular component (GO): peroxisomal membrane
Source: RefSeq, a predicted model, not a curated record